AUGCCAGUCUCGAAGGAGACGCUACAAGCGCAAGGCGUUUCGAACGCGAGCGAGCUGGUGCUGGAGCUGCGGAAGAGCCUCUACGGGCUCAAGCAGGCAGGCCGGCUGUGGAGCCAGCUGCUGCACUCGAAGCUCUCUACUGCCGGUUUCACGCGGUGUGAGAGAGACAUGUGUUUCUACUGGAAGCGCGACGGCGACGACCUCGUCGUGGUCGGCGUGUAUGUCGACGAUCUUCUAGCGACAGGGACGAGCGCGGCGGCGGUCGAGUGGUUCUUUGCAAGCCUCGCGUCGUUGUCGAUCAAGGACCUAGGGCGUGUCAGCAAGUUCCUGGGAAUGCGCGUGACGCACAACGGUCAGAAUGGGUACACGCUCGAUCAGGAGGAGGACAUAAGAGACCUCCUACGCUACAACGGACUUGCUGACGCCAACUCGACGUGGACGCCGAUCGACGGCAGCUGCUACGAGUUGGAGGAGGGCGACGCAAAGCUUCUUGGGACGCCAAGCGCGCAAUUAGGACCGACUGUGCGCCAGUUUCAGUCGCUGGUCGGCUCGGUGCUCUGGGUGGUGCGUUGCACGCGCCCUGACGUAGCGUUUGCGGUGUACAAGGUCACAAGACGAGCCCACGCGCCUCGACUAGCAGAUUGGAAGUUGGCUAAACGGAUCACGCGAUACCUCAAGGGUUCGGCGGUGCUCUAG
Peronospora matthiolae is the source of this 696-nucleotide messenger RNA. NCBI's taxonomy places the organism in Eukaryota, Oomycota, Peronosporomycetes, Peronosporales, Peronosporaceae. The record is from the annotation of a GenBank genome assembly.